UGGAAGACAAAAACUGUUUCCAGUAUUUUAUGACUUCAUAUUUGCAUAUCUUGAUUGCAGUUACUUGGUUGGAUGCAUCGCAAGUUAAGGACUAGUGAAGCACUCAAGGAUUUUGCCAUUGGGGUAAGUCAUGUUUCUAAUCCGACCUCUAUGAGUUGAGUUGGUUCGACUUUUUCAAUAUAUUGGUUCGGCUCUAGGUCUUAAAAUCAUCAACCCGACAUGAACGGGUUGGGGCGCUGUUUAAGCCACGCUUAAACUGAAGCAAUCCAAGAUCCGAAUCUAUAUAUAUUGCAUAAAAUUCUAAUGUUGUUGACAUGUCUUUAUGUAAUUGGUCUAUUGCAAAUACUAAGGUGGACUUGAUUGCACCUGAUCAUUUCAUAAAUAAGAGAAACGUAAUGUGUAAUAUAAUCUUUCAUUUCCUACCUUCAUCCACUACACUACUACAAGCUGAGCCGCUGCGGGUGAUUUCUCUAUUCUUGGCAAUCGUCUCCGAACAAUAUUUUGCAAACAAUAUUAAAUUUUAAAACAGUACUUUGUUGCUCUAUGUCUGUGUUACGUUAAAAUGUUUAAGAUUUGUUUAUUCUAAUCAUUUAUUGCUGAUUGAUUCACUUAUUUUAGUAUAGUGGAACUACGGUUCCAACCCAAACAAACCCGAUGCUAAAUCGGGUUGGCUUGGUUUGGUUUUGGUUCCAGUGCAUGAUUGGUUCUGUCCUGCACCCAAAAACCUGGGACUGAUCAUGAUUCGUUUGGUUCUGAGUUUAAGGCUAACUAGAACCAAAGCAACCCAUGUGCACGCCUAAUCAUAUUUUUUCCAAUGGUAGUCAUAUUCACCUUUAUCCCAAUUAUUUAACAUUUCUUCAGUCAUGGAAUUCUUCUAAUUGUCUUUCAGAGAAGCCAUCACUGGAUGAGCAGCAGUACGACAUGAAGGCAAACUAUGGUACUAAGACCUUAGGCAAAUCACAGAGAUGCAACCAUCUUCGAAAAUCAUUUGCCAUAGAAGAAGAUAACUUUGAAGAAGAGUCAUCGGCUGCGAUUUCUCAGCUCUUCCAUGGCUUCCUUACCAUUGGUACUCAUGGUUCAGACACAGUCAUCGCUGACCCAUCAUCAACACCAACAUUCGCCAUCUCUGUUGAGAACAUAACUGAAAAAGAAAUAGAAGUAACAGAGCAUGAUUUGAAGCUGAUUAAUGAUGAGUUGGAGAAGGUGCUAGGAGUUAAAGGUAAAGAAGAUGGUUGCAAUGACUCAUCUGGGAGAAACAGUCAUGUUAGCACCAUUACACUGAGUGGCAAGACAUUGGAAGGCACAGAGACCAGUGGGAACAGAACAACAAUGUGUCCACUCCAGGGCUAUCUGCUUGGGUCUGCGAUUGAGUUGCCAGAAACAAAGAAGGAACAUAGAACAUCACUUGGGGAGCUGUUUCAGAUGACAAAAAUGACAGAGGAAAAUUCUGUCGCUAAAUGCGAGAGCGGAGAAAAAGAAGGCAGACAAGGAAACAAAUAAAUCUGCUAUACGUCUCAUGAAAAAGAUACUGAAGAAAAGAAUGGUCCAUGAUUCCUCUCGGACCUCCACCACAGUGACUGGGGGAAAUGUUAUCUCUGCUUCAUUGGAGACGAAACUGCAUAAGAUCCUCCACAUGUUCCACAAGAAAGUCUAUCCUGAAAACUCAACUUCUGCAUGGAAAUCAGAUAAGCCCCACAAGAAUGAACCAAAGAACAACAUCACCUAUGAGGAGGGGUACUAUGACGGAGAUUAUACGCACCCAGGGGAAGAUAUCAUAAUAUUUCCCCAUACAGCCCUUUCAAAAGAGAGCAUAUGAUGCUUCAAGAGACACUCAAACCCAUCACAACUCACAAUCAGUGGAAGCAAUUCAAAUGGGAACAGCGAAAACUGGAUCAAUACAGAUGCAGACUGUAAGUACACAUAUAGCUACCUUUCCCAAAAUCUAUUUUAUGCUCCAGACUUCAUGGUGAUUAUAAUUUGAUUAUAGAAACUAAAUUCUGAGCCCACAGAAGUUGGCAUUUACACUAUCACUUUUGGACUGAUGAAGUUGUACAUCCUUCAACUUCUAUUCUUGAUAAGGACAAAGGAAAGACUUAGUUUAUGGGUUCUGUCAGAUAUAAUGAUCUCCUUCUAACUGGCCUCAUGUAUUAUGGAUUUAAUUAUUCGAGUUGUGCAACUAUUUUGGUUAUUAGUCUGAUUCAAUUCUAUUAUUUGCACUGCAGACUUCGUGCUGGAGCAAUAGAAGGAAGAAGCGCUCUUAAAGUGCGGU
Molecule: messenger RNA, 2269 nt
Organism: Camellia sinensis
Lineage: Eukaryota; Viridiplantae; Streptophyta; Magnoliopsida; Ericales; Theaceae
Source: RefSeq, a predicted model, not a curated record